ACUGUCCCUCGUCCUCGUCUUCACUUCUGUCCUCUUUUCCUUCCUCAUCCUUCUUCCUCUUCUUCAUCCCCAGGUGUAACGUCUCCAGCCUUGCACUGGGCACCUGAAGACAGGCACAACAAGACAAGGACAACAGACCGACCCUCCAUCAUGUCCAACAAGGAGAGCGGCCUCGUCACUCCCCCCGAGAAGGGGGACAACGUCGUCGACUAUCAGGCCAGCACCGCCGUCAUCCCCAAGGAGGGCCUGGAGCGCGACCCCAACUGGUUGACGCGCAACGGCCUCAACCUCGACUCCUUCAGGAGAAAGCACUAUGGCCCCGGCAUCGUGGAGCUUGAGCGCCCCAUGAAGGCGCGCCAUCUGCACAUGAUUGCCAUUGGAGGCUCUAUCGGUGCUGGUUUCUUCGUCGGCUCGGGUGGUGCUCUGAGCAAAGGUGGUCCCGGUUCUCUCUUUGUCGACUUCCUCAUUGUCGGUAUCAUGAUGUUCAACGUCGUGUACGCCCUCGGUGAACUCGCUAUCAUGUACCCCGUCUCUGGUUCCUUCUACACGUACUCUGCUCGAUUCAUCGACCCCGCGUGGGGUUUUGCCAUGGGCUGGAACUAUGUCCUGCAGUGGGCUGCCGUGCUUCCGCUUGAGUUGACCGUCUGUGGUAUCACGAUUGGGUACUGGAAUAGCGACAUCUCCGUGGCUGUCUGGAUCUCCGUCUUCCUCGCAGCCAUCAUUAUCAUCAACGUGUUCGGAGCCCUGGGCUACGCUGAAGAGGAGUUUUGGGCGUCGUGCUUCAAGCUCGGAGCGACCGUCGUCUUCAUGAUCAUUGCCGUCGUCCUUGUCUGCGGUGGCGGUCCCUCGGACGGCCGUUACAACGAGUACUGGGGCGCUCGUUACUGGUACGACCCCGGUGCCUUCAAGAACGGCUUCAAGGGCUUCUGCGCCGUCUUCGUCACCGCCGCCUUUUCCUUCUCCGGCACUGAGUUGGUCGGCCUCGCCGCUGCCGAGUCAGCCAACCCUACCCGCAACAUGCCCGGCGCCAUCAAGCAGGUCUUCUGGCGUAUCACCGUCUUCUACAUCCUCGGCCUCUUCUUCGUCGGACUGUUGGUUGACAGCAACGACCCUUCGCUGCUCUCUUCUUCUGCCUACUCGGACUCCAAGGCCUCCCCCUUUGUGCUUGUCGGCAAGUACGCUGGUCUCAAGGGCUUCGAUCACUUCAUGAACCUCGUCAUUCUCGUUUCCGUCCUGUCCAUUGGCGUCUCUGGUGUGUAUGGUGGAUCUCGAACCCUGACUGCCCUUGCUCAGCAGGGCUAUGCUCCCAAGCUCUUCACCUACAUUGACAAGUCCGGCCGUCCUCUGCCCUCGGUCAUUGCCCUCAUCCUGUGCGGCUUCAUCGCGUACGUCAGCUUGAGCGCCACCGGCCCUGUUGUCUUUGACUGGCUGCUCGCCAUCUCUGGUCUUGCCGCUCUCUUCACUUGGGGCUCCGUCUGCCUUGCCCACAUCCGAUUCCGCAAUGCCUGGAAGUAUCACGGCCACACUCUCGACGAGAUCCCCUUCAAGGCCGUCGGUGGUGUUUAUGGCUCUUAUCUUGGCCUCUUCCUCUGCGUCGUUGUCCUCAUCGCCCAGUUCUACACUGCCAUCAUUGCUGGCCCCGAUGUGAAGGGCAUGGGUACUGCGGAGAGCUUCUUCAAGCAGUUCCUCGCCGCCCCCGUCGUUCUGGCCUUCUGGAUCAUCGGCUGGCUCUGGAAGCGCGAGCCUUUCCUGCGAACCAAGGACAUCGACGUCGACACCGGCCUCCGUGAGAUCGACUGGGAAGAAGUCCGUCGCCACCGCGAGGAGGUUGCUGCCAUGCCUGCCUGGAGACGUCUUAUCCACGCCAUGUUCUAAAGGACUCGGACUGAGCGAUUUUCUUUCCCUUAUUUUAUUUUUCGUUUGAUUGAUGCAUACAUGUGGUUCUUCCGUUGGGUUAGACGGCAUGAAGACAUGAAGGAUGCAGGCUGGAGAAGGGCGGCUGAGCCCGGAUGACGAUGAUGUAACGCUGCGCAUGCGACCAUACCCCUGAUGUCGUGGCAUGAUAUUUGUCCUGUAAACAAUUAGUUUCUCUUUCUAUUAUACAAGAUACCACGGGGGCCUUGAGCACCCAACGGGAUGGGAAUUGAACCAAUAUACCUGUUCAUAC
Messenger RNA from Trichoderma reesei QM6a, 2167 nucleotides. RefSeq lists its product as uncharacterized. The record is from RefSeq and is a predicted model, not a curated record. Bases 151 to 1875 code for a protein of 574 amino acids. Gene Ontology annotation, cellular component: membrane. The transcript has 4 exons. Gene Ontology annotation, molecular function: amino acid transmembrane transporter activity. Lineage: Eukaryota; Fungi; Ascomycota; Sordariomycetes; Hypocreales; Hypocreaceae. Gene Ontology annotation, biological process: amino acid transmembrane transport.